UUGAACACAGGCAUGGAGGACAAAGAUGAAGAGGGGAGCUGCAGUAUUUACCCCUCGACCCUGCUUCCACUCGGCAGUGGGAUCAAGGACACCAUGGAGAAGUUUUUGGCAGAAAGGACCGAAGCCAAUAUGUGGACAGCCGUGCUGAUCGGAGCUGUGUCGAUGAUUUCUUUCGUUGGAGUCGUUGUGUUCCUUCUUUACAGACGAUACAAACUGUCAAAGGAGAAGGCCGGGGUUCCCCACUAUCGCUUUCGCAAGAGGGAUAAGGUGAUGUUCUACGGCAGAAAGAUCAUGAGGAAGGUCCAGACACUGUCCUCUGCCCCUGCCUCAAAUUCAAACUCAGCUUCACGGCAGAGAGUGAGGAAGAGGACCAAAGUCCUCUCUAUUGCCCGCAAGAUCCUGCGCAUCCGGAGAGAACCCCCCACCCUGCAGCCCAAGGAGCCCCCACCCUGUCUUCUGGAGGCUGACCUGACGGAGUUCGACGUGCAGAACUCCCAUCUGCCCUCAGAGGUGUUGUACAUGCUGAAAAAUGUAAGGGUGCUCGGCCAUUUUGAAAAGCCUCUUUUCCUGGAGCUGUGUCGCCACAUGCUGCUGGUCCCGCUGCACCAGGGCGAGGCGCUCUUCAGACCGGGCGACACCGACGACAGUAUUUACGUGGUUCAAGAUGGCCGCCUGGAGCUGUGCAUCCACGAGAGUGAUGGAACAGACGCUGUGGUGAAGGAAGUGUUACCAGGAGACAGUGUUCACAGUUUGCUCAGCAUCAUGGACAUAAUAACUGGCUAUCCAGCGCCUUACAAAACUGUCUCUGCAAGAGCUGCCGUUCCCUCCACUGUCCUGCGUCUUCCAGCUGCAGCCUUUCAGUCAGUGUUUGAAAAAUAUCCUGAAACUCUGGUCCGUGUCAUACAGAUAAUCAUGGUGCGUCUACAGAGAGUGACCUUCCUUGCCUUACACAACUACCUCGGCCUGACCACGGAGCUCUUCAACCCGGAGAGCCAAGCCAUCUCACUGGUGUCGGUGGCCCAUGUUCUGGGUGAUGGUCAUCCACACAGAGGCCUCCGUAGGCAGCCUUCCCACUCUGAUGAUCAGGGCUCUGAGAAAUCAGACACAGAAAAGUCCGGCCUCUCUGAAGUGCCCACAUCCAAGUACACAAAGUCUCGCUCCCUCUCCACCCCAAUGGCUGUGACAGGUAAUGUGUCAGAUGACCUCAACAGAGUGUAUGAAAGGGCUCGGGUAGCCAAAGAGGAAACGGUGUCACAAAGUCCUGUGAAGUCUAUAUUAAAGAAGAGUGUCACGAUGCUGCACACUCCAUCUGCUGUUUAUCACUACAGUGAAGCUGGAGGAGGAAACGUCAACCAUAAUAAAGUCAAUGCAAUUUUCCAAGCAGCUAAAAAGGAUCUGCUGCAAGUCAUCCCCUUACAGAACCCCAGCCUGCUGGAGGGGAGGGUGAAUCUGCGACAGGUCAAAGCCGGCACUGCUGUAGGCAACCAGGGAGACCAGGAUGUGAGCAUUGCGUUCGUCAUCUCGGGGUUACUCCACGUCUACCAGCGUAUGAUCGACCGUGAGGAGGACACCCUGCUGUUUGUCACCCACCCGGGGGAGAUGGUGGGUCACCUGGCUGUUCUCACGGGAGAGCCCCUGAUUUUCAGUGUCCGCGCUCAGAGAGACUGCACCUUCCUCUCCAUAUCUAAGGCUCACUUCUACGAGAUAAUGCGCGAGGAGCCCAGGGUGGUGUUGAACGUAGCUCACACUGUGGUGAGGAGGGUUUCACCAUUCGUCAGGCAGAUUGACUUUGCUCUGGACUGGAUGGCUGUGGAGGCUGGACGGGCGGUCUACAGACAGGGAGACAAGUCCGACAGCACCUUCAUUGUCCUCAGUGGCCGUCUGCGUUCUGUCAUUGCAAAGGAUGAUGGGAAGAAGGAGCUGGCUGGAGAGUAUGGCCGUGGGGAUCUUAUCGGUGUUGUUGAAGCCCUGACCCAUAUGAACCGAGCCACCACAGUCCACGCUGUCAGGGACUCGGAGCUGGCCAAGCUUCCUGAAGGAGCUCUGAACUCCAUCAAGAGGAGGUACCCUCAGGUUGUUACCAGGCUCAUUCAUCUGCUCGGACAGAAGAUCCUGGGAAACAUGCAGCAGGUCAAUGGACCUCUGGCUGCUCGUAGUCUGGGUCUCCACACCCCUACCAGUAAGUGGGAUGCUGGGAAUCCAGCCUCCAACCUGUCCACUGUGGCCAUCCUGCCAGUGUCUGAGGAUGUUCCCCUCACUGCCUUCACUCUGGAGCUGCAGCACGCGCUCAGUGGAAUUGGUACGAACACACACACACACUGUGCCGACUGUCCUUUAAAAUGUUACAUGAAGUAUCAUGAUUUCCAAGCCCUAUUCAAACUGUCAAGCUCCUGCUGUGCAACGCUGAAACACAAC
Messenger RNA from Labrus bergylta (ballan wrasse), 2415 nucleotides. NCBI's taxonomy places the organism in Eukaryota, Metazoa, Chordata, Actinopteri, Labriformes, Labridae. The record is from RefSeq and is a predicted model, not a curated record.